AUGGACUCCAGUCCUGAGCAAAAUGUAUACUAUGUGCAUCCAAGUGAUUAUGCUAAGAAGAAUAAGACGAAUACUUCAUUGCAUUUUAAUGUGAUCCUUCUCGGGAAAAUAGGAGAUGGAAAAAGUGCCACAGGAAACACCAUACUGGGGAAGAAAGCUUUUGUAUCUAAAAGAAGCUAUAAAUCUACAACUCAAGAGGUUCAGAUGGAGAGAGUGAUUUUUGAUGGAGUGACUUUGGAUGUGUACGACACUCCAGGACUCUUUGGUCCAGACAGAAUAAAUGAAAGCAACAAGGAGAAAUGCAAGCCUUUCCACCAGUUAGACUCAUCAGUCCCCCUGGUGUUCCUGCUGGUGAUGAAGGCUGACAGAUUCACUCCAGAAGAGAAGAAAACUGUUGAGCUGGUUGAGAGAAUGGUACCAGACUGGCUCCUCCAGAACAUCUGGAUCCUCUUCACCAGAGGAGAUGAGCUGGAGAGUGAGGGUUUGUCUGUAGAAGAGUUCAUAGAAGAGACUGAGGAGCUGAAGAGAGUAAUACAGAGAUUUAACAACAGAUACCACAUCUUCAACAACAGAACACACAAUCCUGAUCAAGUAAAACGACUGAUUGAGAAAAUAAAAAAGAGUCCACUCAAUAUGGCUCCAGAAAGGCUGCCUCAGACAACUCCAGUUCACCCAGAGAAAGAUCCUGCCGAGAGAAGAAUUGUGCUGCUGGGAAAGACUGGAGCAGGGAAGAGUGCAUCAGGAAACACCAUCCUGGGAGAGACCAGAUUCAAAUCUCAGUUCAGUUCAUCUUCUGUUACAGCUCAGUGUGAGAUGGAGGAGGCAGUGGUAGCAGGGAGGAGAGUGCGUGUGGUGGACACUCCAGGAUUGUUUGAUACAAAUAUGUCUCCUGAGGAUCUGGCUGUAGAGAUAGGCAUGAGUGUUUAUCUGUCCAGUCCAGGACCUCACGCCUUCCUUUACGUUCAGCCCAUUAAUAUCAGAUUCACACAGCAGGAGGAGGAGGUGGUUGAUAAAUUAGAGCAGAUAUUUGGAGAAGGGAUGAGAAAAUACACCAUCAUCCUGUUCACUCACGGAGAUCAGCUAGAGGGUGAAAGUGUGGAGAAACUGAUUAGAGAAAACAAGUCUCUCAGCAGGCUGAUAGAUCAGUGUGGAGGAUAUCAUGUGUUUAAUAAUAAAGAUCUGGAGAACAAGCAGCAGGUCACUGAUCUUCUGGAGAAGAUAGACAGCAUAAAUGGAGGAAGCUGCUACUCCAAUGAGAUGUUUGAGGAUGCAGAGAGAUGCAAAAUGACAGAGGAGCAGAGAGUAAAGAGGGAGGAAAAAGAGAGAAAUCUGAGAGAAAAAGCGCAGAGACAGGAGGAAAUAGAGAAAAUUAAGAAGGAGACAGAUGAGAAAGUCAGGUGGGAAAUAGAGAAACCAACAAUAGAAGAGAAAUAUAGGGAGAAAAUAAAUGAAGAGACAGAAAAGAAAAUCAGGGAGGAAGUGAAAAAAGAAACACUGAAAAAAAUCAAGGAGGAAAAAAUAAAAAUUGACAUUAAAACAGAGGAGAGAAUUAGAGAUGAAUUCAAAUCAUUUCUUGAAAGAAAUAAGACACGUUUGUGGUUUGCAGGACUAGUCGGGGCUGGAUGUGGAGCUGUGGCUGGAGGUUUUUUAGGUUUCUUUGGAGGAGCAGCUGUAGGAGGAGUUGUAGGAGCAGGUGUAGGAGCAGGUGUAGGAGCAGGUGUAACAAGGCAGGCUUAUAAGAAAAUAGGGGAGAUCAGAAUCAGGAAGCAAAUGGAGCAUGAUAAGAAAUUAGAAUAUGAGAAAUUGACGAAAGAAAUGGAGAAAGAGGAAGAGGAGAACAUUGAAAAGGAAAUGGAGAGACAGAAGCAAGAUAGAGAGGAGCAAAUAACAGAACAAUUAAAGAGAGAGAAGAAAAAAAGAGAUGAUAAAAUGUGGGAGGAACUAGAGAGAGAGAAGAAAAAGAGAGAAGAUGAAAUGGGUGAAGAACUCAAAAAAAUGAAGAUAGAGUCAGAAAAGACAAUCAGUGAUGAAAUGGAGAUGAGGAAAAAAGUGAGAGAGAAGAAAAUGAAAGAGAGAAUAGAAAAAAAGAACAGAGAGGAUAGAAUGAUGAAGAAGAGAGAAGAGAAAGAUUGAUAAGGUGUCAUUGGAAAUGCUAAAUGUUGCGUUAUAUGUAAAGAUCAUGAUCUGAGAAAACAUAAAGCCAAUGUUUUUGAGUCUUAAAAGAGUGAAAGGUUAUUAUACUCAGGGAACAAUAAUAUAUAAUGUACAUAUAUUGAACAUGUUUAAUGUAAGCAGUAGGGGUGGGCGAUAUGGCUCUAAAAUAAUAUCGCGAUAUUUCAGGGUAUUUUUGCGAUAACGAUGUACUUGGCGAUAUAGGAAAACUAAAAUAAUUCAUUCAUUUCAGGAAUAUAGUAUAAUAGUAUAACAGAAUAAUCAUAAUGUGGCAAAAUAAAUAAUAUCGCAUAAAAUAAUAUAAUGCAGCAAAAAAUAUUGCAGAAUAUUUAGUGCAUGCAUACAAACUGCAAACUAAAACAAUUAUACAAUAAAUACACCUAAAGCUUCACAGUAAAUAAUAGAUUACUUUUAAGACAGAACAGCCUUAUUAUCACGAUAUGGAUUUGUAAUAUCACAAUAUUUCUGUGUCACGAUAUAUUGUAUACGAUAUAAUA
Astyanax mexicanus (Mexican tetra) is the source of this 2669-nucleotide messenger RNA. Its product is annotated as GTPase IMAP family member 8-like. The transcript has 2 exons. The record is from RefSeq and is a predicted model, not a curated record. Bases 1 to 2133 code for a protein of 710 amino acids. Lineage: Eukaryota; Metazoa; Chordata; Actinopteri; Characiformes; Acestrorhamphidae. Gene Ontology annotation, molecular function: GTP binding.